This is a messenger RNA of Paramecium tetraurelia, 4143 nucleotides long. RefSeq lists its product as uncharacterized. Gene Ontology annotation, molecular function: 1-phosphatidylinositol-3-phosphate 5-kinase activity; ATP binding; metal ion binding. The record is from RefSeq and is a predicted model, not a curated record. NCBI's taxonomy places the organism in Eukaryota, Ciliophora, Oligohymenophorea, Peniculida, Parameciidae. The transcript is spliced from 5 exons. Gene Ontology annotation, biological process: phosphatidylinositol phosphate biosynthetic process. Gene Ontology annotation, cellular component: endosome membrane.
AUGAUAAAUCAAUAGUUGUUGCAAACUACAAAGUGGGUACAGGAUAGGGAUGCGAAAGCGUGUAAGAAAUGCUAAAAUCCGUUUAAGGCCAUAUUCCGAAGAAAACAUCAUUGCAGAAAUUGUGGGUAGUUGUUUUGUGAUAGUUGUUCAAAUUACUUUAUGGAUAAAACUAACUUCAAGAACUAUCAGGAGAUCAAAAAAAAUAAAGUGCGAUUGUGUUAGGAUUGCUACAUUGACAUCAAUAGAAAGUUGAGAGCAAGUGGAGAAGUGGUUGAAGAUAAGAAUUCCCUCACCGUUCUUAAUUCCUAAUAAUUGAGAAGACAUUCCAAAUCAUUUAAUGUGACAGACGAGAAAUUGCCAGAAUCUGCAAAACAAGUAUAUAUUGUGUUUCGAUUUAUCAAGACCUCCCCUCCUCCCCCUUUGCAGUUAGUACCUCAGAUUGCAAUUGACCCACAGCCACGCUCACAGAAUUGCAAACUUCAAAUUCCCGAUACAAUAACUAUGGGUGAUGACAUCGAACAAAAGUAAAAGAAAUUUGAAGAGAGGAUGAUUUCCAAAGUAGAAGAAUUCGUGGAAAGAAGAACUUUGGCCUAUGGAAUCAAAGAAAAGUGGCAAGGAAUGAUGCUCCAAUUUAUACUUAAUGCGAUUGAAUACUUAAAAUAAGCAGAAAUUUUACCCUUAAAAAAUAAAAUACUAUUGAUUAGAAUCAAAAUAAUCCCCUUUAUUCAUUAUGCGUCUACUCGAUAUUUACGAGGAGUCACCAUCACCAAGAAUAUCGCUCAUAAACGUAUGAAAACUCAUCACAAAUCCCCUUCUUUUUUGUUACUAACUGGGUCGCUUGAUUUGGACAUUCAAAAUUUCGAUAAUGUAGUUAAGAAUCAUAAUAAAUAUCUACAACAAGCUUUGGAGUAAAUAGACAUGCUUAACCCAAAUAUCAUUUUGAUUGAGAAGGGCAUCAACAACAUUUUGUUAAAUGAAUUCUUGAAAAGGGAUAUCACUGUAUCUAUUCAAUGUAGUACAAAACAACUCUAAAAAGUUGAAGUCGCAGUUAAAGCCAGAAUCUAGAGGGCUGCAGAUGUGUUCAAUAAGUGUUGUGAUAAGGAUUGCUUGGGCAAGUCCGACACAGCAUUCUAUGAAAGUUGUGAUCCAGACUCUAUUAAACAAAACUAAACCCUAUAUAGCAGAUUGGAUGAAAAAGACAAGGCUUUACUCGAAGCACAUCUUGGAAAGAAAAACAAAGACAAAACAUUGUUAUUCAUUCAUACACCUUAAUAUGCAACCUCUUUUUAAAUUACGUUAAGUGGACCCAAGAUAACUGAAUUGAUUGAUGUGAAAAAAUGUUUUCAAGAACUUUGCUGCAUUUGCUAUUCGAUGUCUUUGGAAUUAUCAAUGAUUUUGUUGGAUUAAAAAUUAAAAUAAGACUUGGAAUAAAAUUACAAGUAGAUUGAUAAUCAAAAGUCUCCCAUGAUGAAUUCUGGAGAAAUAUCAGAUUUUUCAAUCUAAUCUAUGACAGAACAUGAAAAUUAAGGAUUUAAGGUUUGCAAAGUAAGGUUUCAUCCAGCUGUCAUCAGCACCAUCCAUGACAUUCAAAAACGAAAUAAUGACCAGAGUUUGGAAAACUACAUUAGGUAGAAUAUUAAAAAUAUUAAUAAUAAGAAAAUUUCAUAUUUUAGUUAAUUUUGUAACUUUACUAAAGAAGUUGUCAAAUUUUACGAAAAUGAAGAUUUCGGUUUGGGUCAUUAUAUCAGUAGCAAGGCUAUAGAUACGACUACCAAAUAUUGUUCAAUUAAAUAAAUACAUCAUGUUUCAAUCAGAUAUGGGCCAGGAGCAUUCGUUAGAUGUGUGGUAGAAAGGAAAAAACAAUAAAACUUGUAGGUUAAGGCUAGUGUCAAUUUAUCCAAAGAAAUCAUUAAGAAGGAAUAAAGUUUCCUAUAAAUGCAAUAUGAUGAAACCUCAACUUAAUGCGAAGCCGUCUAAGGAGACUUGGAUUAUAAAGUUCAUCAAUAGUUGAAUACGAACAUUAUUACUUACAUCAAAUGUCUUAAUGCUAAUUGUGAUAGAUAGUUAACUAAAUCUUUUAAAUUGGAAAGAAGUCACUUAGAAUUCUCAUUCUAAAAACUAAUACAAUAUCUCAUCAUGAGUGCUCUAAAAUGGAAGAAAUUAAAUAAGACAAACUGGCUUGUGUUUGAGGGAGAACUUAAUGAAUAAGGAGAUCAAUUUGAUGGUUGCAAUCACAAUUAAACUGAAAGGGUGUUUGAAUGUAAUGAUUUCUAAGUCAAAUUGUUUACUAAUUUAUUUGAUAUUUAUAGGAUCAAGCAUUUUCAGUUCAAUUGUUAAGAAGUUAAAUAACAUAUUGAAAAAUGUGAUUAAGAAGAAAUAGAUAAAAGAAGGGAUACUUUAAUCUCUCAUUUACAAAAAUUAUAAUAGCAAAUAUUAAAGAACGAUAAAAGUGUAAGGAGUAGUUAUAUGACAAAUUCCACUUUGAGUUUUGAUAAAGAUCCUAAUCCAUUCAUUCAAGCCCCUGAAAAUUCUAUAACUUUGAUUGGGAAUUUUAUGGAAAAAUUGACAUAAUCACCCUUUCCAGAUUUCCUUGCAUUGGAGCAAGAGAGCAUGUAACUCUACUCGCGUAUCUAUUCAAUAGAAAUAACUGACCAAUUAAGGAUUUCCAGAAUUAAAAAUGAUAACAUAAUUUCAAAAUAAAAAACAUCCUAAUUCUCAUUUGUAACAAAUGAAAGUGGACCCGUAAUUAAGAAUCUAUCUAAAAAAAUCUUAAAAGAAACUACAACUACUUUGUCAUCUAUUAAUGAGAAUUCCUUUCCAAUUUAGCUAUUGCCUACCUAAUAAUAUACACAGUCACCUGAAUCUCCUAGCUAAGAGAACUUCAAUUAAUUUGAAGAUUAAUCGGAAAUAGGAUUUGACAAACAAUACGAUAAUGAUUAAAAUUAGUAAAAUUCUAUCAAAUCAUUUUUGUUAAACUGGCCUAAACCAGCUAUCAAUUUUGAUUAAAGUAAUAUGCAAAUAAAAUCUUUUUUUGAUUACAUUCCAAUUUAUAAUCAAAAUGAUAUCGGAUUAGUUGCAUCAGCUCUGAAUCAUCCAAAAUACUAUGAUUUAUAUGAAAAUAAGUAUAGAUUCACUGAAUUUUGGGAAAAGAUACAAGAUUAAUCUCUCUAAAAGGAAGUUGAAAUUGAGGCUGCUAAAAUCCUAAAGGAUUAGUUAAAAAAUGCAGUUAUCGAAGAAUUCCAAAUUAAAUUAUCUAAAUUUACUGCACUGAUGAAGAAAACCAGCUUAAAUAAUUUAUAGGAAGUGGAUGAAGAUGAAUAAGCUGUAAUUUAAAAUACAGCAGAAUCUCCUAGAAGACCGUCUAAGUCUGUUACAAUCCAAUUAUAUUAUCCAAAAUAAUUUGAAUGCUUUAGAAUGUUAAAUGGAAUUAAUAUCAAACAGUUUAUAAAGUCAAUUGCAAGUUGUUCUAAUUGGAAUUCUGCAGGAGGAAAGAGUGGUUCGACUUUCUAUAAAUCAGCUGAUAAUUUAUUUAUCUUCAAAGCAGUUAAGGAAUCUGAAUUUAGCAUGUUUGAAUCCUUUGCUCCAAAAUACUUUGAGCAUCUUUAUUCUAACAUCUUUAAUCAAAGGCCUUCAGUGUUAAAUAAAAUCUAUGGAAUGUUCACUAUUAAGAAUUCAAGAGGAACGUCCUACCUUAUUGCAAUGGAAAAUCUAUUUUGGGGUAUGGAGGGCGAAUUGACUGUUUACGAUCUCAAAGGUAGUAAGGCUAAAAGAUGGAAUCGUAAAAAUCUGAAAACUCUCCUCGAUACCAAUUACAUUAUAGAUCGAAAUGGUGAACCGUUGCCUAUUUAGGAACAAGAUUUCAACUUCUUAGAAAUAGCACUAGAAGCCGAUUCUGAGUUUUUACUUGAAGUUGAAGUUGUUGAUUACUCGUUGUUGUUAAUAAUAGAUAAUUAAAAUCAUUAGAUUAAAUUGUCAAUCAUAGAUUAUUUGUAAUGCUAUGAUUUUAUGAAAAAAAUGGAAACUAAAUUAAAAACUGCUAUUAAUUUCGGAGCUGCUCCAACCAUUAUCAAACCAGCAGUAUACAAGGAAAGAUUUAUUGACGCAAUGAAAAAAUACUUUAUGGGAAUAUACUCAACACUAUGA